AUAAAAAUUGAUAAGUGAUGAUAAAAAUUUGAGCCUUGAAAUAAUUUUUCGGUUUUCUACGAUGUAUUUAAUUAUCUUUAGCUGUUCGAAACGCGAAAAAUUGUACAAUUUUUGCCUUUUCCCAUUCGUAAAGUGAUGUAACGACUAACGAGUGUUUCACAAAAACUACGCGUCAGUAUCAUCAACCACAAUGAUUUCAGGUUUCCUUUGUGUUAUUCUGCCCAUCGUUGUUACCUUAGGCAUUCUUAGAAAAUAUCGCGAAUCGAAAUGGGGCAAAUUCGAAAGCCAAGAUUCGCUGAAAGGAAAAGUUUUCAUAAUUACCGGUGCCAAUUCCGGUAUAGGAAAAGAAACCACAAGGUGUUUGGUUCAAAGGAACGCUAAAGUCAUCAUGGCUUGUCGAGAUAUCAAAAGCGCCAAAAAAGCCAUCGCUGAUAUACGUACAACAACGGCGAAUGGUGAAAUGAUACCUUUGUAUUUGGAUUUGCAAUCGUUAGAUUCUAUCAAAACUUUCGCCAACAUCAUACUGCAAGAUUUCCCUAAAAUUCACGUUUUAAUCAACAACGCCGGAAUCUCGAUUCCUUGCAGACAAAGUAGCAUUACCGACGACGGAUUCGAAAUACAUUUUCAAGUAAAUUACUUGGGACAUUUUAUCCUCACCAAAUUACUAUUGGCACGUUUACAAGAAUCCGCUCCUAGUAGGAUUGUCAUCUUAUCGUCAACACUACACGAAAGAGGAUCCAUCGAUUUUGAAAAUUUAAACGGAGAAAAUGGUUUCGACUUGAAGACUCGUUUCAAUCCACCGUACUGCAAUAGUAAACUAAUGGAUACGUAUUUCGCUUACGAGUUGCGUAAUAAAUUGCAAAACAGCGGCGUAUCGGUGUACGCAGUUUGUCCAGGAUGGUGUAAAACAGGAUUAAUGCGACAUUCGCGACUUACUUGGUAUAAAUGGCCAAUAUUCCUCAUGGUGGCGAUUUUCUUCAUGAGAUCAUCGUAUCAGGGAUGUCAAACUGUCGUUUAUUGUGCUACAUCUGAAGAAUUGGAGCUUCAAAAAGAAGACUGGUUUUAUCGCGAUUGCCAAAAGUAUAAAUCGAAACACGAUUUUAACGCCCAAAUUAGCGAUAAGUUGUGGCAAGUUAGUGAACAGUUGAUUGCCAACACCAAAAAAUUUUAGAACCAAAUAUCUACUUGUACCAUUAUUGUAGCGAAGAAUUUUUAUUUAUUAUUUUACCUCAGUAGAUGUAUUUUAUGUUGUAAUUUUCGGUGUGAGAAGUGAAAAUGUAUCGUGGUUUUUUUUUCUGUUUAGAUUUUUAAGCAAAAUAGAAGUGUUCAGAUUA
This is a messenger RNA of Planococcus citri (citrus mealybug), 1334 nucleotides long. RefSeq names its product retinol dehydrogenase 11-like. Lineage: Eukaryota; Metazoa; Arthropoda; Insecta; Hemiptera; Pseudococcidae. The coding region runs from base 191 to 1171 and encodes 326 amino acids. The transcript is spliced from 4 exons. The record is from RefSeq and is a predicted model, not a curated record.